Messenger RNA from Parathielavia appendiculata, 5320 nucleotides. RefSeq lists its product as uncharacterized. Gene Ontology annotation, biological process: endosomal vesicle fusion; protein targeting to vacuole. The record is from RefSeq and is a predicted model, not a curated record. NCBI's taxonomy places the organism in Eukaryota, Fungi, Ascomycota, Sordariomycetes, Sordariales, Chaetomiaceae. Gene Ontology annotation, molecular function: protein binding. The coding region runs from base 293 to 5218 and encodes 1641 amino acids. Gene Ontology annotation, cellular component: HOPS complex; late endosome. The transcript has 3 exons.
CAAGUUGCAACAUCCAGCCUCGAUGCGCCAGACGCUUUAGACAAAGCGGGGCACUGGGCUCUCUGUCUCAAUACAGGCUGCUUCGAGAGCUACAACUGCGGCCAAUUGUGCAUUUCAAUCUGUUCCAAACUACUCGCUGAACGUGCGCCGCUCCUCCCACCCCGCCGAACCUGGAAGCUUACGUGCCAAGACAACCGAAUCUCGAGCUCAAAGUCCCAAGGGUCCUCCCCUAGGUGUGAUAGGCGCAUUCGACCGGUUUCUCGAGAGCGAUGCGUCUCAUUCUCAACGCCCGAUGAGUUUGAGUCAAGACCGGGAGGACAAUGGCCCCCCGGGCGUAAUGGCCGAAGAACUGGAAGUGGCUCGCGCCGACGGCCAGAGCUCGAGCUCGAGCGACGAAGACACACUGAAGAGCAAUCAGGAUGAGGACCACGUUGCCGACAUUCUCGAGGAUGAUAAGCCGUCCAUCGACUCCCCUUUGCCUUCCACCGGCCCCAGCUCCAUCGCCCAUCGCUACCGUGAAUUGCUGGAGGCCCAGCAUGAGGGAACGUCGGAAGAUGGGGCCGCCGACGCCAUUUCCCGAUCGGCUGCAAGCCCUCGGGACUCCAUGCUGUCCGUUCCAGAUGAUCUGCCUUCAGUUCAUGGCUCCGUAGUAUCCUCGCCCGGAAGCAGCAGACCGCCUUCGCUGGCCCUCCGCCCUGGCCUAAGUCCGACACCGUCUUUCCGGCCCUUCGAUCAAAGAUUUCAGUCCCGUAUCUCCUCGCCGUACCUCUCAUCCCCCAGACCAUCUUCCCCGGCGUUCCUGUCGGCUCACAGUCGGAAUGUCUCACUCAGCAGUCAGUUGCUGCUAGAUCCAGGGGACACUGAAACCCCGUCCCCGCCAUGGGAAGUUGUGCGGUGGACAAAGCUCAGGAAGCUCAAUGGCCAGGUGUUCUCCGAGGCGGGCAGGAGGAACUUCGGUUCUCCCACAUGUCUUGCAGUCUCCGCCACGAUUGUGUUGGGCACCUCCAAAGGCAUCAUCUUGGUGUUCGACUACAACCAGAACAUUAAGAUGAUUAUUGGCCCAGGGACAAAAGCUGUCGAGUCCGGUCCCAUUACCGCGAUUGCAAUCUCUGCGGACCAUACCACCAUCGCAGGUGGGCACGCAAAUGGCAACAUCUUCACCUGGGACACUGCACGAGCCGCAAGACCAUUUCUCAGCAUUCCACAUCUGGACCCGGCGUACCUACUCAACAAGACCGCCGACGGCCACGUGCCAAACGUCAAGAUCACGCACCUGGGCUUCCUAGGCACCCGGCAUACGGCUCUUGUUUCGGCUGACGACCGAGGGAUGGCCUUCUCGCACCUGGCCACCAGGGGCACAGGCGCUCUGGGUAGAACUGUGAAGACGAGUAGGAUACUGGGCCGGUACCCGGACUCAAAACCGCCACCCGGAAAGACGCUGAAGCCCAGCACCGUCCUGGCGUUCGCCGCUCUGCCUCUCGGCAACGUUGAGAUGGCCACGGAUACAAUGGGGCUUACCGCGAUGCUCACGCCCUACUUGCUCGUCAUUGUUUCGACUACCCCUAUCGCCCAGACCCAACACAAAUCUGCUCGGCCAAAGGAAGUUGCCGCCCACAGCGCCAUGACCGGGUGUUUGGCCUGGUUUCCCGGCGUCAAGCUAAAAGUGGCUGACCCCGUCACUGGAAGCCGAAUCUCCAAAGUCAAGUUGGUUUACUGCUGGUCAAACGUCCUCACAGUCCUGGAUGUGGAGGAAGUCGCUUCAGAAGACAAAGACAAACCGCCUGGUUUCAAGUUUAGGGCACGGAGCCGGUGGAAGUGCGAGGAGCCCAUCGUCGCCGUGCAGUGGCUGAGUCGAUCUGUACUGACCGUCUUGACCAUCUCGCAACGACUGAUUGUGCUUGAGGAUUGGAGCAUGCGCAUGACUGAGGCUUAUGACCUCAUCCACAAACACAUUUACCACGUUGAUCUGUUCUCGAAGCAACUCGGCGCUUUAGUAGAGCAGCUUGACGAGGAGGACCCUUCCAUGCAUGGAGUGGUCGCCGAUGCGUUCUACAUGAGUUUCAAAACUUACAAAGGGCGUCUCUUCCUUCUAGGAUUCAACGACAUAUCAAUAGGGGCCUUGUCCAAUUGGGCUGACCGGCUCAUCGCGUUGAUGGAGAACGGCGACUAUGUCGGCGCCAUCAAACUCGCCACAUCGUACUACACUGGAGACGCCAAUAAGCUCACGGUGGGGCUUCCGGAAGAUAGCCAGUUGAGGCAUUCCAUGGUUCAAGAUAAGCUCAUGGAGAUUAUAAGCGCAUCUCUCAAAUACGUGUUUGGCCAGAGGCAUAAGAACAAGGAUUCAGUCGAUGACAGUCAUCUGAGGGAACUAGCAGAGACAUGCUUCGUGGCCUGUCGGAGUGUUGAGGAUGACGACUUUCUCUUCGACGAGGUGUACGAGUGGUAUGAAGAUGCCGGCUUCGAAGGCAUUUUCCUUGAGACGCUGGAGCCUUACAUCCUUGACGGAUCCAUCAAGGCAGUUCCGCCCGUUGUGGUGAAAGCGAUGGUCGGUCAUUUUGUCAGCAAGGGCUGGGAGAGCCGGCUCGAGGAGAUGAUCUGCCACAUGGACACUACCACACUCGACUUGGACCAGGUCACGCUACUUUGCAAGCAGCAUCGCCUGUACGAUGCCUUGCUCUACGUCUGGAACCAAGGGUUGAACGAUUUCAUCACACCCCUUGUUGACUUGCUCUCCCUGCUAGUGCCGCUCAUGCAAAACGGCCAGUAUUCCGGCAGUUCGAUGGAAGCAGAGAUCUACGGGGUGAACGCGCUCAAAAUCUUCCCCUACCUCUCAUAUGUGCUCACCGGACGAGUCUAUCCAACAGGCGAACCACUUGCCGAGGAUGUGGCGCAAAAGGCAAAGGCCGAGCUCUACUGGCUGCUGUUCUCGGGGAAAAGCAUCACCUGGCCGAAAGGCAGCACCAGGCGGCUGCUCACUAGGCCUAACCAGUCGCAAGAACCGUCAUUUCCCUACCUCCGAUUAAUUCUGAACUUCGACGCCGCCAGCUUCUUGAGCGUUAUCAAUGAAGCCUUUGAGGAUUCUUUUCUCAACGACUCCCCAGAGAAGUCGAACGGUAGCUCUGGGCGGGACCUACCAGAGGAGCAAAUAUUUGGCUUGACAGUAGAUCGGCAGUACAUUGUCUCAAUUCUCACAGAGAUCAUGAACCCGGCCGAUUUCUCCCCCAGCGAGACCAUCUAUCUGGACAUGUUCAUUGCCAGGAAUUUGCCAAAAUACCAGCAAUACCUUCUGUUCCCAGGCUCAACGCUAACCAAAGUUCUGGUCGGGCUUUGCAAAUACCCAAGCGGUGAUCUGGCCGAGGAUGCACAGCUCAGCGCAGAGUACCUGUUGUCGGUCUACCAGCCCCCGGACCUCACAGAUCUCAUACCGCUACUCAAAGAGGCUGGUUUCUACCGCAUAUUGAAGCGCAUCUACAGAGGCGACAAGCAGUACGGGAAGCUCAUUCAGACCUACUUUGAAGACCCAGACGACCAGGAAGCUGUCUUUACUUGCAUCGAUGUCUAUCUGCGACCGCAAGCAGGCCUUACUCGGCGGCAGAUCCAGGACGUUCACCAGGUUAUCAAGACGCAGUCGGCGGAAUUCGUGCAUCUCAACCCCGCUACGGCAGCCAGGACGAUUGCAAAACAUGCCCCGGAGCUGCACCAGUAUGUGCUGGACUCGGUGCGUGCAGAGCCUGAUCUACAGUACUCGUACCUGAGGACAAUACUGGAGCCUGAGAAGGACACGACUCCCGGCCGCUCGACAGAGCGAGAUCUGGUCGAACAGUACGUACGAUUGAUGUGCCAGUUCGACCCGGCGCACGUGUCGGAUUACGUCGGUUUGGUCCAGUCCUCCAACCUGAGGCUUGAACAGCUUCUUCCGACCAUGGAGGAGACGGGGGUCAUCGAUGCGGCAGUCAUCCUUAUGGCAAAAGAAGGCCAGAUUCAGGACGCCAUGGGGCGGCUGCUGAAACAUCUCGAAACGCUAGAGUCUGCACUGCAGGGCCUUCUCGCAGGGUCUCAGCCUAACGCGCAGGAUGCGCAGGAGUCUGCGGAAGAAUUGGUUCAUGCCUUGCGCAAGUUCGUCUUGGUCGGCAUCUGGCUCUGUCAGGGACAAACCAAAACCAUACGCGCCGCAGCUGGUAGGCGAGGACAGAAAUUACCAGCCGGCGACACCCUCUCGGCCGAUGAGAAUCUCUGGCUCGGCCUAAUCGACGCCUCAGUCCAAAUUACCAGACGACUAUCCUCGUCUCUUCAAGACCUACCAGAAACCGUUCUUCCCUUCACCAAUGGCGCCACCCACCACCACCCACCUCGACUCGACACAGACAAACUUCUCACUCUCCUCCGAUCCCUCGUCCAAACGACCUUCACCGCCCUCCUGACCUCCACCUCGGCCUCCUCAUCCCUCCCACUACCCAGCAGCACCCCCAACAAUACCCCAUCAACCGGACCGGUAACAACGCUAGGCGUCGGAACAAACCUCUCCUUCCUCCGCAUCCUCCGCGCCUUCCUCACCCGUGCAGCGGCCUCGUCCCCGAACCUGGCCGACCUGCGCGCGGUACUGGCGUCGGUUUUUUCCGCGUACGCCUACGAGGAGUCGAUCCUGCGCCUGUCGAACCGGCUGCUCGAGCGCAGCCUGUUUGUGAGCGUCGAGAAGGCGGUCGAGCUGAGGCAGCGCGGGUGGCGGUCGAGGAGUUCGACUUGCGAGGGGUGUGGGCGGAGGGUCUGGGGGCCUGGGGUGCAGGGCGGUAAGGUGUAUGAGGCGUGGGAGGAGAGGGAGGAGGAGAGAAGGCGGUUGAGUACGAAUAGAAAGGGAAGAGGGGUUGGGGUUGGGUUGGGCGGUAGUGGUGGUCGUGAUGGUGAGGGGAGAGGAGGUGACAGGGUGGAUGACGACGGGGAGGAGUAUACUGGAAAGGGGAAAGGGAAGGGGAAGGGUUUGAGUCUGGGUGUGAGGGAGGAUAAUCAAAGCGAAGGGGAUGGGGAGGGAAAACAAGACCCCAGGGAGGAGCUGGGCGGAGAGGAGGUGAGUCCCGCACAGACGGACCACCAACAACCGGCGCUGGGACCGCUGGUUCUGCUGGCGUGCAGGCAUAUUUAUCACCAGAGCUGUCUGGGGGCGCUGCUGACGAAAGAUGGAUCUGGCAAAGAGAGCGGGUUUAGGUGUCCUAUUGAUGGGUAGGGAUAGAUGGCUUUGUCUGUGUAGCUUGGGCAUAUGGCAAUGUGUACUACCGCCGUAAACCUGCGCCUAUAGCAGCCUUUCGGGUUUCCGAACUGAGCGAGU